Messenger RNA from Chaetomium globosum CBS 148.51, 2163 nucleotides. RefSeq lists its product as uncharacterized. Bases 1 to 2163 code for a protein of 720 amino acids. The transcript is spliced from 4 exons. NCBI's taxonomy places the organism in Eukaryota, Fungi, Ascomycota, Sordariomycetes, Sordariales, Chaetomiaceae. The record is from RefSeq and is a predicted model, not a curated record. Gene Ontology annotation, molecular function: phosphatidylinositol-4,5-bisphosphate binding. Gene Ontology annotation, cellular component: plasma membrane; TORC2 complex; cytoplasm. Gene Ontology annotation, biological process: TORC2 signaling.
AUGUCGGUGAUUCAGCUUGAAGAUCUGGUCUUGUACCAGCUACGCACGAGCUACCUCAAUGACAUCGCCGAUGGUGUCGGUGAGCGUCUGUUUACCUUGAAUGAGGGCUUCUUGAAUUCAGCUCCAUUCAAGGCCGCAGGAUGGCGCACAAAUCCCGCCCUCAUCAAGCGGACUCACUCUCCUCCGAUCCCCACCGCGGUUGCCUCCGAGUAUUUCCAGGCACCCCGCCGCGCGGGUCUGACGCUCGAGGACGAAGGGGAAGAAGGCGGUCUGUUCUCCGGCAGUGUACCCGAUACCGUGGGCCCGAGCAUGGCAACAAAGCGCCGCCGCCGCCGGGAACACAUGGAGGAGGAGGACAGCAGUGACCUCAGCGACGAAAGCGACGACGAACCAGACCAGCGCGCUGCUCAACAGAUCAAGUUUGCCAAAAUGCCCGUGAGGAACCGCUCGGGAUCUUCGCCUCUUCAAUCGUCGAACCUCCGCCAGACCACCACCAUGUCUUCACCCCGGCCGGCCGGAAGGAGAGGCUCCCAGUCAGCACUCGAGACAGUCAAGGAGAGAGCACGGCGCGAUACCGUCACGAGUAGCGAGGUCUCAUCCGAGAACGAGUUCGACGCCUCCGGCUUCCAUAAGCACCGAGAGGCUGCGCGGGCUGCCGCUGCCCGCGCUGCAAAGCUAUCUGUCAAACUCAACACAGAGCCUACCGAAGGCGUGAGACGCCAGGCGAGCGAUCUCCUUGAAGACGAAGAGGACGAUUCGGACGCCUCGGACAUGUCGUCGGCUCUCAUCGAAAGCAUCGACUCGGCCUCGAUCUUGGAGGCCGUCAAGAAUCCUUUGAAUGCGUCCCUUACGCAUCAGGUGGUUGGCACCCCUCCUCGUGCCUUCACACGAAGGUCUACCAUACGCAAGUCCGCCAUUCAUGCGCCUUUGCACGCGCCCAUUGGAGAGCUGCCUCCGCCACGACCUAUGAGCACGAUACGGCCCUUGAGCAUGAUGCAGCCAAAGAGCUUGCUCUCUACGGCGCUGAAAGCAAAGAAAACCAAGCCGGCCCUUCCUUUUGAUACGUUCGCCUCCUUGUCAGGCCAAGGCGACCCGAACCCCAUCAUGCUACGAAUUUACGCGCCUUUCUCCGAAACGCCUUCGCGGCCCUUUGAGGUUCUUAUCAGGCGGACUGUACACCAAGGGGAAGGCGGGGAUAGACCUGUGACGGUGGCCGAUCUGAUCGGGUUAAGCCUAUGGCGAUACAAUGAGGAAAAGCGAGAGCCGUCGCUCCCCCGCGACAAGCUAGAUGUGAACUGGUGGACCCUACGUAUGGUCGAGGAAGACGGCGAGAUUGACGACGACUUCCCGCCUCUCGAGCGCAAGAAGGGGCUCAUUUCAUUUACCACCGUCAACAACAAGGCCGGCCGAUCUCGUUCCAACUCUAGACUCUACGACAUUUUCGGCCUGGUGCAGGCCUCGCCCGAUGAGUUUGAGGAAAACAAACGCAACACACCGCAGUUUGAGCAAGAACCCGCCGAGGAGGAGGAGGACAAGGACCCGACACCCCGGAACACCCCGCGACCCGACGCUGGCCUGCCACCGCCGUCUCGGCCCCGAGAAAACCCGCUCCUGAACACGGCGUACCGCGCGAACACCACAAUAUUUGCCGACAUCCCGCAGUCCACGCAGCCGGCCAACGUGUCUUCGCGCGGAGAGAAGAGGCUUUUGCGUAUCCACAUACACUCGUCUGACAUUGCCCCGGGGCAGAUGAUCACAUUGGACGGGAAGAAGUCAAAGCUCCUGGGGACGCACCCGUUGGCCAAAGAGGUGGCGAAGCAGGAGGAGCUCGGGGUCGCCGCUAAUUACAAGAAGUAUACGGUUUGGCGGAAGCAGCCGAUGCGACUGUUGUCGGAGAAGCUGCUUGCCAUUGAUGGCGAGUAUGUCCAUAUCAUGCCUGCGUCCAGCGGCAAGAUGGCCGAUGCGGACGGGAAGUCAACUACUGUCCACUUCAGCAAUGUGGUGGGCUGCAAGGUCUCACGCAAACACCCGACGAACUUCAAGCUGGUUGUUUACAAGUCGACCGAGAGUAAGAGGUACGACUUUGUCACCAGCAGCGCAGAGUACGCGGCCGAUAUUGUCACGGAGCUCAAGAAGGGCAUUUCGCCGUACCGAGAAGUCUAA